This is a messenger RNA of Brassicogethes aeneus, 462 nucleotides long. The record is from the annotation of a GenBank genome assembly. NCBI's taxonomy places the organism in Eukaryota, Metazoa, Arthropoda, Insecta, Coleoptera, Nitidulidae.
AUGUCACAAAUCGAGACAAUGUCAAAACCCGAAGGACCCGAUGGUCCCCGAAUGUAUAGCGAAGAAAUAAUUGUGGCCCCCAGUAAAACAAAUAUUGAAAUGGCUAAUUUUGAAACUGCUGUGUCAGCCACUGGUUUCGGAAAGUUUAACAUUUUUUUGCUGCUAGUGGCCAUUCCUUCAGCGAUGUCCCCAGUUUUUGAGAGUUCCACAAUGUCGUAUGUCCUGCCAGUUGCACAAUGCGAUUUAAAUUUGACUCUGCAGGAUAAGGGCAUUCUAAAUGCUAUGGGUUUUGGAGGCAUGAUAGCAAGCGGUUUAAUAUGGGGCUAUCUCUGCGACACAUUGGGCCGAAAAAAGUUGAUCAUGGCAGGAUUUUUACUUGAUGGAUUUUUCAUACUGCUUAGUUCAACGUCACAAAGUUUCAUGUUCUUAAUGGUGGUCAAGUUUUUUGGGGGAUUUAUGUAA